AUGCGUGGGGAAAGCCCAGGCUCCAGCCCCCUCUACCAGGCAGGCCCAGGCUCCAGCCCCCUCUACCAGGCAGGCAAGCCCAGGCUCCAGCCCCCUCUACCAGGCAGGCAGGCCCAGGCUCCAGCCCCCUCUACCAGGCAGGCAGGCCCAGGCUCCAGCCCCCUCUACCAGGCAGGCAGGCCCAGGCUCCAGCCCCCUCUAGCAGGCAGGCCCAGGCUCCAGCCCCCUCUACCAGGCAGGCAGGCCCAGGCUCCAGCCCCCUCUGGCAGGCAGGCUCAGGCUCCAGCCCCCUCUACCAGGGAGGCAGGCCCAGGCUCCAGCCCCCUCUACCAGGGAGGCAGGCCCAGGCUCCAGCCCCCUCUACCAGGGAGGCAGGCCCAGGCUCCAGCCCCCUCUACCAGGGAGGCAGGCCCAGGCUCCAGCCCCCUCUACCAGGGAGGCAGGCCCAGGCUCCAGCCCCCUCUACCAGGCAGACAGCCCCAGGCUCCAGCCCCCUCUCCCAGGCAGGCAGGCCCAGGCUCCAUGCCUCUCUCGCAGGCAGGCCCAGGCUCCAGCCCCCUCUACCAGGCAGGCAGGCCCAGGCUCCAGCCCCCUCUACCAGGCAGGCAGGCCCAGGCUCCAGCCCUCUCUCCCAGGCAAGUAGGCAGGCAAGCCCAGGCUCCAGGCCUCUCUUACAGGCAGGUAGGCCCAGGCUCCAGCCCCCUCUACCAGGGAGGCAGGCCCAUGCUCCAGCCCCCUCUACCAGGGAGGCAGGCCCAGGCUCCAGCCCCCUCUACCAUGCAGACAGCCCCAGGCUCCAGCCCCCUCUCCCAGGCAGGCAGGCCCAGGCUCCAGGCCUCUCUCCCAGGCAGGCAGGCCCAGGCUCCAGGCCUCUCUCCUAGGCAGGCAGGCCCAGGCUCCAGGCCUCUCUCCCAGGCAGGCAGGCCCAGGCUCCAGGCCUCUCUCCCAGGCAGGCAGGCCCAGGCUCCGGCCCCCUCUCCCAGGGAGGCAGGCCCAGGCUCCGGCCCCCUCUACCAGGGAGGCAGGCCCAGGCUCCGGCCCCCUCUACCAGGGAGGCAGGCCCAGGCUCCGGCCCCCUCUACCAGGGAGGCAGGCCCAGGCUCCGGCCCCCUCUACCAGGGAGGCAGGCCCAGGCUCCGGCCCCCUCUACCAGGGAGGCAGGCCCAGGCUCCGGCCCCCUCUACCAGGCAGGCAGCCCCAGGCUCCGGCCCCCUCUACCAGGCAGGCAGGCCCAGGCUCCGGCCCCCUCUCCUAGGCAGGCAGGCCCAGGCUCCGGCCCCCUCUCCUAGGCAGGCAGGCAGGCCCAGGCUCCAGCCCCCUCUACCAGGGAGUCAGGCCCAGGCUCCAGCCCCGUCUACCAGGGAGGCAGGCCCAGGCUCCAGCCCCGUCUACCAGGGAGGCAGGCCCAGGCUCCAGCCCCCUCUCCAGCAACAGAAGCGCUCUCGCAGGCAGGCAGGCCGGCCCAACAUAGGGGAGGUGUAA
Molecule: messenger RNA, 1482 nt
Organism: Oncorhynchus mykiss (rainbow trout)
Lineage: Eukaryota; Metazoa; Chordata; Actinopteri; Salmoniformes; Salmonidae
Source: RefSeq, a predicted model, not a curated record